Molecule: messenger RNA, 1069 nt
Organism: Lactuca sativa (garden lettuce)
Lineage: Eukaryota; Viridiplantae; Streptophyta; Magnoliopsida; Asterales; Asteraceae
Biological process (GO): ubiquitin-dependent protein catabolic process
Cellular component (GO): SUMO-targeted ubiquitin ligase complex
Molecular function (GO): SUMO-ubiquitin ligase activity; SUMO binding; ubiquitin protein ligase activity
Source: RefSeq, a predicted model, not a curated record
GGUUUGUACGGAAGUAACCGCUUAGGUUUUAUUCUUCAUAUAUCCUCCUCCACACCAAUUCCCCUUCUUCGCAAACCCUAGACUGGCUACAGAACUCAAAAUCCUCUUUUUAUCUUUCUCUAUCUCAUCUUACAAUCACUUUAGCUUCUCGAUCGGUCCGUAAUCGCAAAAGAUAAGAAGAAAGCAUGAGCACUAAGCCGCCAGUUGUGAAGUAUGCAAGAGGUGGUGGUAGACAAAGGAAAGGAGGGCUGGAUCUGAAUGUUCCUCCUCCAAAUGAAAACCAAGAACAAGCAGGAGGGCCAACUGUUUCAGUAUCUCAGACUUCCAUAACUACUGCUCCGACUAUUCCAGGAUCAGCACUACCUGCUCCCAUUGAUGUUGAGGAAUUGGAUGAUGAUGUUGUUAUAUCCUCCCCUAGAGCAUUUGAAGAAGCUAAAAAGAAAUCACAAAGAAUUCGAAAAAGGCCUUUGGUGGUUGAUGUGGAACCUGAAGAGGUUUCUGCUAGGAUCAUUGGUCAAAAUAACCAUGGAAACAAACGGAAAAGAGGUGCUGGAAUUCCACCAGUUAUCAAUUGUGAGAUGUAUGUCAAUUUGGAAGGAGGAAGCAGCGGUUCUAUGAGAGUGAGAGCACCACCACCGCCACCACCACCACCACCACCGCCGCCACCGGAGCCGACCUUCAGCUGUCCUGUUUGCAUGGGAUCAUUAGUUGAGGAGGUGACAACAAAAUGUGGUCAUAUUUUCUGCAAGGCGUGUAUCAAGGCUGCAAUUAAGGCUCAGUCUAAAUGUCCUACAUGUAGGCGGAAAGUCACAAACAAAGAUAUUAUUAGGGUUUACCUUCCCACCGCAAAGUGAGUUGCAAGUGUAUUAAUGGUGUCUAUGGAUAUGUAAAGGAGAUGGUGGAGUUAAACAGGUAAUGAGUGAGAAAGAGAAAGUAGAAGAAUUGUUCUGGGUUUUUUAGUUUCGGUUCUUUUGUGCUGUGUUGUGUUGUGUUGAGGGGUAGGAAUGUCAACUUCUCAAAUGUGUUUCUGAACCACACUUGAGUUCUAUUUGAUCUCCUUGUGUCUGAA